Messenger RNA from Nerophis lumbriciformis (worm pipefish), 1161 nucleotides. Lineage: Eukaryota; Metazoa; Chordata; Actinopteri; Syngnathiformes; Syngnathidae. The record is from RefSeq and is a predicted model, not a curated record.
AUGGCUCUUCUGUACGAAUACGUGACGCAGGAGCAACUCGCAGGCUUCGACAAAUACAAGUACAGUGCAGUGGACUCCAAUCCGUUGUCUGUCUACAUCAUGCACCCUUUCUGGAACUUUUUGGUGAAGUUUCUUCCAAAGUGGUUGGCCCCAAAUCUCAUCACAUUCACCGGCUUCAUGUUCCUGGUGGUCAACUUCCUCAUGCUGGCCUUCUAUGACUUUGACUUCAACGCCUCAGCUGCUGGGCAUGAUCAUGUGCCUAGUUGGGUUUGGGUGACGGCGGGGGUUUUCAACUUUCUGGCCUACACGCUAGAUGGUGUGGACGGCAAGCAGGCACGCCGCACCAACUCCUCCACACCACUCGGGGAGCUCUUUGACCACGGGCUCGACAGCUGGGCCUGCAUCUUUUUCGUAGCCACCGUCUACUCCAUUUUUGGGCGUGGCCCCAGCGGCGUGGGCGUGGUCACGCUUUACUACAUUCUUUGGGUGGUGCUGUUCUCCUUCAUCCUCUCGCACUGGGAGAAAUACAACACGGGCGUGCUCUUCCUACCUUGGGGCUAUGAUGUCAGCCAAGUGACCAUCUCUCUGGUCUACGUGGUGACGGCAGUUGUCGGAGUGGACUCUUGGUACCAACCCGUCCUGUUCCAUUUCCUCUAUAGAGACCUCUUCACCUUUAUGAUUGUUGCCUGUUCCUUCCUUGUGACGUUACCCAUGAGCCUCUACAACGUCCUCAAGGCGUACCGCAGCAACUCGCUGAAGCACAGCAGUUUGUAUGAGGCCUUCCUGCCAUUUCUGUCGCCCGUGAUCCUCUUCGUCCUAUCCACUAUUUGGGUGCUCUUUUCACCGUCCGACAUCCUGGAACUUCAGCCCAGGCUCUACUACCUCAUGGUGGGCACGGCCUUCGCCAACGUAACGUGCAAGCUGAUCGUGUGUCAAAUGAGUAGCACGCGUUGUCAGCCGCUGAGCUGGCUGCUACUGCCGAUGGCAGGCGUGGUGGUGCUAGCCGUGUCAGGUCUGGCGCCUGACGAGACGCUGCUGCUGUACCUGUGGACGGCUGCCGUCUUACUAGCGCACAUACACUACGGCGUGUCAGUGGUCCAACAACUCAGCCACCAUUUUGGCAUCCGGGCCUUCUCACUAAAGAAACCCAACAUUGAUUGA